AUGACGAAUGUCCUGUCGUCUCUCCAGUUGCUCAUCAAAUGCUUGAUGGCGAGUAUCGAUAUGCUCUUCUGGACGUUCUGCUUGCUUACCUUCUUGCAGUGUGUGGCGGGCAUGAUCGUCAGCACACUCUGCCGCGACUUCAUUGAGAACCCAGAAUUCCUCCUCGCGACACGUGAAGAAGUUUACCGUUAUUAUGGCAGCUUUACACGUACCUUCUUGACGAUGUUUGAAAUCUUAUUCGCCAAUUGGGCCCCACCCUGUAGAGUCCUCGUGGACAACGUGAGCGAAUGGUUCUCUCUGUUUUUCCUGGUUUACCGAUGCAUCAUUGGAUUUGCAGUGUUGAAUGUCGUAAAUGCGGUCUUCGUGCAGCAGACCAUGAAAACAGCCAGCUUCGACGAAGAACUGGCCUUCAAACAGAAGGAGAGGGACGUCAUAACAUACACCAACAAGGUUCGAAGGAAGCGCAUUAAAACCUUGGCCGAAGUGCGAAGCGAUAGUGCUUCGCCCAUGCUGGGGUACUCCGACUUUCUGAAAGCCACGCUUGUUGUGGAGAGUGUUGGCGAGUCGCAAGUCCAGCCGGGCCUCCCUGUGCAGACGAGAAGGGUUAAGCUAGCGUACGUGCCAGCUGACCCAGACCAUCUCAGGGCUCAGUCCAUAAAUCGCGUUCGACUUAUGAUCGAAAGCGAUUUGUCAGCGACAAAGCUCGGGAAGGUGCUCUACGAGUUAGCGUCCGACCUUGGCAAUGAGGGUAAGAUCGCGGCAACGCUGACCGACACCUUUGCGAAGAAAGCGCCUGCGACAUUGUACAAAAGAACAUCCUCGCUGUGGGCUUAUUUCAAAAGGAAUUCCCGUGGGGAUUACAGAGCCACGCUGCACCUGACAGAGGCGCGCGUGUACGAAUAUGUGUCAGAGCUUCGGGAAGAAGCGGGAGCAUCUGCAGCCAAACACUUUACGGAAGCUCUCAACUUCUUCAGCGCGCUGGUCGGAUUCCUUAAGUUUGACGUCGUCGAGAUCUUAAGUCCCCGAGUCAAAGGUGUCGUCCACUCUGCGCUCGCUGCAAAGCGCCCAAGAAAACAAGCGAGGCCGUUGACAGCUGCUGAAGUCAAGGGUUUGGAAGAGCUGGUUCUGAAGUCACUCGACGAGUUCGUCAAAAUGGCUGCAGGAUUUUGCUUAUUUUGCUUGGCAAACGCGGGCCGCUGGAGUGACGCUCAAGCUGCUGAGGGGUUGAAGCUGGACACUUCUGGCCGUCGACCAGUUAUCGAAGCCGGGACUUUCAGGCAUAAGACUGCGUCAAGUGCCGAGCGUAAAACAACUCUUCUGCCUUAUGUUGGAUUUGGCCGUCUGUUGGCGAACAAUGCUUGGGCCAAAACCUGGUUGGAUGUGGUGCAACAGGUCAAAACCAAGGUCCGCUGUGAAGGGUUUCUGAUGCCAGCUUUUUCGGAGAAAACAGGCCGUUGGCUACCCAGGAAGAUGUCCUCGGGCGAGGGCACUCUGGUCCUUCGAGACCUGCUAGCAAUAACCCAGACGUCAGACGAAGGAGCGCCGUUGCCAACAACGCAUUCGUUGAAAGCAACUAUCCUGAGUUGGGCGUGCAAGCAUGGUACACUAUCCCUGCAAGAGCGCAUGGUGUUAGGCCAUCAUUUGGACAAGCCUUCUGUCUCAGCGCUGACCUAUGGAAGAGCGAAUUUUGUGGAGCCUCUACGCAAGCUUCAUCAAUUGCUGCUGGAAGUCGAACAAGGCCGCUUCGCUCCCGAUGCUAAACCGUCAGCGCUCAUCACUGCAGAACUGGAACAAUUGGAUGAGAAAACUGAAGAGUUCGAGCGGUUGAUGGGCGGCGACGCUCCAUUGGAUGCAGACUCUGCCUCCGAAGUGGAUGAUGCAGGGGAUGCAGAAGAGCAGGCCGAAGAAGUGGCAGAAGAGCAAUGUUUUACCCCCAUCCCGCUGUCAGCGUGCACCUCCCGGGAGUCCGAGAUGCGUGCAGAUAAGAAAGACCCUGUGGCCCUCCGCAUCGAAGGCACCAUUCGCAUAACCAAGACGGCUGCGCUGCCACACGCAGACACAAGCACGGAACUGCAUGUGCGUGCGUGCAUGCAAAGGAGGGCGUUGGCGAUGCAGAUGGCCGGUGUGGCAACCUUCUCGGUGCUAGACUCAUGGAUCACGAAACUGUUUGCGCACAUGAUGAAACCUACUCUCACGAACAUGAAGCCUCCCAGUUUGCACCAGUUGCUUGACGCAGAUAAGACGCUCUGGAUGCUUGUGGCGCAGAACACGAGGGGAGAAAUGCUUACUGCAGGCCCCGUGCUGCCCAUAGAUCAUGCGAUUAAAACCCUGCAAGAUUGCCCAGAUGUGUCCUUCUGCUUGUUGCCGCAGAGGGGGGGUAGUUCGAAGCGCAGGCUCAGCCCGGAUUCCGAUUCCGGAGAUGAGCCGGAAGGUGGGAAGCGAAAGAAGAAGAAGAAAAAGGGGGGCAAGGCCAAGGAGGACAAGAAAACUGAUCCGCCUCCAGGCCCGCCUGGGCCUCGCCUGCCGAAGCUGGACCUCCCCAAAGGUGCCAGGACAAAGGACGAAGACAAAAAGCCGCUGUGCUUCGGCUACAGCAGAGGCACAUGCCCACAUCAGGACAAGGAGAAGUGCAGCCGCGGGCACCACCGUUGCUGGUUCUGCUUGGGAAACCAUCCAGGCAAAGAGUGCCCAAAGAAAAGCAACAGCGAGUGGGUUUCUGGAAAAGUAGGGAAUAAUGUAGAACUUCCCACUUCGGCAGAGCAAGCGUUGCGCUACGAGAAGAACUAUGCUGAGGAGCCGUCAACGACCUUUGUCCAUGCUGACGAAGCAGAGGAUCUUGUUGGUAUCUACCGAACACCGCUGCAGACGGUGCAAGCAUGCCUAAAGCUACGGCACCCGAUUGAAUUUGCAUCGCCAGUGCCGGACCUCCUAAUGCGUUGCGUCGUAGAUGUCUUGAACAUGGGCCCAGUAGCGACCGUGAACCACCGGACGGCUGCCUUGAAAUCCAUCCUCGGACGUAGGGGUGAACUUGCGAGCAAGGAAGCUGCAGUACACGCUGCCUUACAUCCUGACUUGAAAGCCUGCCUCCGUGGGAAGCAGACUUGCUUGUGGCAUGAACUCUUGCAGCAGACUGGCUUUCCUGACCUGCAGCUUGUUGACGAUGUGCGACAGGGUUUUGAGGCUGUGUGGAGGCGCCAAAAAGUUGUCAGCUCGUGCCGUCCUAGUGACGAUGCGAACCUGGACGAAGAGCUAUGGCAGCAGACCAUGGCCGAGUGCGAGAAAGGGUGGGUCUCCGGGCCGUACAUGAGUGAAGCAGAAGUGUCUCGCGAAUCGCGUGUGGCCUUGUCCACCGGUGAGACGUUGAACUGUGCUGUGCACCCGUCGUGGGGUAAAGACUUCAAUCUCGUAGGCCGCACUCUAGACCUGUCGUCUGCUUACAAGCAACUGGGCAUGAAACCAGAGGCCCAGCUCGUGAGGCCACUCGUGGCUUGGUCUCCGCAACAUAAGCAGCCGGUGUUUUUCAUAGCCAGUGCACUCAUGUUUGGCACCACGGGGUCUGUGUUCGCCUUCAACCGUGCCGCCCUCUCGCUGUGGCACUUGGCCGUGUCGCUAGGCAAGACUUGGAUAACGUGCUACUUUGAUGACUUUCCAGGUGUAGAGCUCACUCGUGUGGCUGGCUCGAGCCGGAGCUUCCUGGAAGGCCUGCUCAAAGCUUUAGGCUGGUCGUUCGCAGAGACAGGUAAGAAAGCUUUACCAUAUGCUCCAGUCUUCCAUGCCUUGGGGGUCACUUUAGAUGUUAGCUCUUGCGGAAGCGGCAAACUCACUGUGGGCAACAAGAAGUCCCGUGUGGAGGAGUUGAAACGUGAUGCUGUACGCAUCCUUGAUGCAGGCUCGAUCUCCAGGCAGGAAGCCGCAGCUUUCCAUGGAAGGCUGAAUUUCGCACAGGGACAGCUCUUCGGAUGCAUCAUGAAGCCGGCCAUGCAAUUGCUGUCGAAAUGGGCAGAACGCCAAUGUGCAAAAGGCGAUGCGAAAGUGCUUGCGUCUGUCAUGACGUAA
Molecule: messenger RNA, 4056 nt
Organism: Symbiodinium necroappetens
Lineage: Eukaryota; Dinophyceae; Suessiales; Symbiodiniaceae
Source: the annotation of a GenBank genome assembly